Megalobrama amblycephala (Wuchang bream) is the source of this 1376-nucleotide messenger RNA. RefSeq names its product caspase b-like. The transcript has 9 exons. The coding region runs from base 135 to 1178 and encodes 347 amino acids. Gene Ontology annotation, biological process: proteolysis. Gene Ontology annotation, molecular function: cysteine-type endopeptidase activity; caspase binding. The record is from RefSeq and is a predicted model, not a curated record. Gene Ontology annotation, cellular component: protein-containing complex. NCBI's taxonomy places the organism in Eukaryota, Metazoa, Chordata, Actinopteri, Cypriniformes, Xenocyprididae.
UUCAAGUGUGGGCGAGGCAGGAAAUAGGAAAAAAAUACACAAGCAUAACCCUCAAACGAAGGAAGAGCAAGGACGUGCAGACGCAACACAGAGUUUUUAACCAAACAUAUACCAGUGACGCUGUAGAUGAGACAAUGGAGGGUCGUGGAAGAGAUGAAGCUAUGAAGAGAAAUCAAGAUGAACAGAGGCCUGUCAAUGUUAAAGCAAGUGGUGGUUCAACUGUAUUUGCUCCAGUAAUGAUUGGAAACAGCAUCCAAGGCUCAUCAACCGUCAGCUACAACUCAACCCCUGUUGCUGUCGCUCAGCCGCCUGUGCAGCAGGAGACCAGAAGUACUCCAGUGUCUGUGGAGGAGCAGCCCAUCCAGUCCGACUGGAAGAGACCAUUAAGCAUUACUCCAUCCAGCCAAGAGUUUAAGGACAGAAUUCUUACAGAAAAGGAAAAAGACAUUUAUAUGCCAAUGGACAAGUCUCAGAGGAAACGUUUGGCACUGCUGAUCACCAACAUACAAUUCAAGCACUUAACUUACAGGAGUGGAGCAGAGGAAGAUGAGAAGAACAUGAAGUGGCUGCUGAAAGCUUUGGGUUACAGAGUUAAGAAACACACAAAUCUCUGUGGAUGGCAAAUAGAGGCUGCAGUCAAGGAUUUCGCUGCACUUCCUGACCAUAAAGACUCGGACAGCACCUUUGUGGUUAUAAUGUCUCACGGGGAAAGAAUCAAUAAUAAAGAUGCCAUUGCAGGUGUCAACCAUGAUCCCGAGAACAACACCAGUGAUCUCUUCUUUGUUGACGACAUCUUCACUCAUCUGAACUCAGAGAAUUGUCCUGCUCUGAUUGACAAACCAAAGGUUAUUCUGAUCCAAGCCUGCAGAGGAGAACACCCAGAAGGUGAUGAAAUACAAUCCGACGCCAUUGCUCACACAGAGAAAGACUUCAUCCCUUUUAAGUCCUGCCUCCCCGGUGUCAGUGCGUACAGGGAUCCAGUCCAUGGAAGUUUUUUCAUCAUGUACAUCGUGGAGGUGUUCUGUAAAUGGGCUCAUGCUGAUCACGUUGCAGAGUUGUUCAGGAAGGUCGCCUUACGCAUGGUGAAUGACCCACGAUUCAAAGGUGUGAAAAAACUAAUGCCGUGUAUUGACAGGAUGUCCUUUCCGAAGCACUUCUACCUGUUCCCUGGACUCUGAGCAUGUGCGGAUUAAAAUCAGCUUAAGGCAAGACACCACAGGUUGACAAUAAGAAUGAAAAUGAAGCAUUAUCUAAACAAAUAUGCACUGUAGUAGCAAUAAUUUUCGUUGUUCUCGGGCAAAGAAUUGACUCAGGUCUUCGUUCAGAUUUCAAUAGUUUACUGAAUGUUCUUGUACAAUAAAAAGAAAUAAAAUCAA